GAGGGAGAGAGGGUAAACAGCAGCACAGGGUUUCUAUAGCUACUGGCACAGAUCUGCGCGAGAGAAAGAGAGAGAGCGAGACAAUCGCAAUCUGUGGCGCCGCAUUGAUCGACGCUGCAGCAGCCCUCCGACCCCAGACCACCCCUCCGACUGACAACAUACGAGCAACAGAUAUGCCCGGCCGCCGCGACGGGGCCCCGCGGGCCUGACCGGCCCCGCCAACCGGCCCUCGCUGCACCCGGACGCGAGCGCGAGGGAUGCGACCCUCCAUCCGCUGGCAAGUUCAUCUUGGCUGUCGCAAGGGGUAGCGGCAUGUGCGCUUCCCAGAGGUGAGGAGGCGGCAGCGCGAGGAUGCCCCACGGCAGCACCUGCUGAAGGGGCUGCGAUGACUCUGCAGGCCGCGUCCACCUCGCAAGAGACCUGCAGGUCGCUCGGUGCCAAGAGUUUCGCAGACAAGGCCGUCUCGACGGAGGACCUGAGGAUGGCGUCGCCGCCGCCGCCGCAACCGCCCCAGCCGCCGCUCGUCAACUCGGUGGUGGCCAACGAGUUGCUGCGCCUCGAGACGGCCAUCAGCGCCAUGAUGGCCGCCACCGAGAACGACUUCGAGGACUUCCAGCCGCGAAGGCCGCGCAGCCAUUCGCACCACUGUUUCUUCCAAGACCCCGCCGCCGUCCAUCCAAGAAGAUGCCGGCGGUCAGCGAGCGCGAUGAUCAUCCUGCAGCCCAAGUACGGGGGCCGCGGGACACCACACGUGCCGCACCCUGGCUGCUGUCUCAGCCCGUGCUCCGUGGAAGUGGCCGAGGAGGGCGCGGCCGGGCCGUCGAGUUCGCGGGGCAGCAGCCACAAAACGCGCAAGAAGCGGCGGAAAGUGAUCGCCGAGCAGGUGGGGGGCGCGCGGCCCCGCAAGAGGCCGCCCGUCGACCCGGACGAACUGUCCAAACGGGCGCGCUGGACAAUCGUGGCCACCGCCUGCCUCUUGUUUUUCAUGUGCUUUUUGCUUGUUGGCAUUACCCUGAGAAUGACUCCAAUCAUUGACGAAAUGGUUCGCAAAGAGAACGAGCAGCUGAUGAACUCGUUGAAUCGCGCCGAGCUUGAAUCGGACGUAGCAGCAGCCGUGGCCAACGACGCUUGGAACUCGACAAUCGCCGUUGACCCCGAGUCGAGUCCGGCCCCGCUGGACCUUCAAGACUCGAAGAACGUCUCGCACCCAUCCACAGGUGACUGACGAGAAUUGCGCAGCCCUUUUUAAAAAAAGUGAUGAUAAUAAGUGCGUUUUCUAACGAAUUGCGCUGCAAUUGUGUCUCAAAAGGUUGUUGCCAUGCCUCUGUAUUUGCCCUUGUCCAUUAUAUAGCAUUUUAACGCAUUUUUACGGUUGUUCUCGAGGUUGGAGCGUCGCCGCUUGAAGAGCGCCACUUUGCCCAAAACACUCUAAAAAGUGGUUUCCACUCGCGCAGAGUUGCAUCUAAACACACGUUGAGAGUCCGUAAACGCAAAACCGCGUCGGAAUUUGUUGCAAAAUUAAAAAACAAAAAAGGAGGAAAAUGCAAAAUCAAAAGAAUUGUUGACUUAAGAAAGAAAUUUUGAGUCUAAAAAAUUAUAAGCUUGGAUAGAAUUUCCUUUCUUGGAAUAUUAAAUUAUUGUAGCUCUAUAGCGCGCGCUUUUUGAAAAACUCGUUUCAUGUCGUAAAAAUUACUAGUGUGUCAAUUUUUGUGCUAAAAAAGUAGAGUUUGUGUAACUACGUGUUUCAAACAAGUUCAGUGUAAUAUAUUAAUUCGAUUGCUGUAGAUUCCGCUUUGUCACGCAAACAAACACUUUUCAUGAUUAUAAAGACUGAUGUUUAACCGACACACAUACAUGUAUAACAAAAAUUUAAAUGGACAUUCACCUUUAAAUGAAGAAAUACCGAGUAAUUAGAAGCGCAGCAAAGAGACGGGUUGGUUGAGGGUGAUUUAUAUAAAACGUUUAAACACACGAGAAUCAAAACGCUAAAAAUCCUGGUCGUCGAACGGCGCCCAGGGGACUUUAAAACUCUUCCACUGAAAAAAAACUGCUGUCAUUAAAUUUUAAGAGCAACAGAGAGUUAAAAACCAGAGUUCAUACUACAUGCAUAGAGUACUUUAAUAAGUAAAAAUAAAAUUGUUCUUGUUAUUUGCCUAUCGAGUAUAAUCGUUACGAAAUUAUUUUGCAGCAAAUACAUUUGUAGUCAUUGUAAGUACGUCGUUACAAGUAUAUUUUUGCAUUUUAUACAGAUAAAUAGCGGCUGCGGGUUGUACGGGGAAAUUUAUCACGAAUAUUUGUUACUUUCCGAAUUCGCUGGGAAUUAAAUGUACAUAUAUGCGACGAGUCCCGCGCAACGGGAGCUAAAAUCGAAAGAGCCUUUUACUGUAAUUGUAUAGGAGGAAUCGAAUGUGGUGCUGAUCAAGCUGGCGACGCGUGUACACACUCGGAUAAUAAGAAAGUUUUAAAAGAAUUUGAGAGAGAGAGAGAAAAUCGUAAAUGAAAAUUAUUAUAUUGAGCUGAGAAAUCAGAUUUUGGCAGAAGAGGAUAUGUAAAAAAAAUAGCUGCGCCUACACGACAGAGCGAUAAGUGCUGUGCUAUCGUCUAAUUAAUUGAUUUUUGCCUCAAAGUUUCGCUCUGCAAAAAUUCGUAUGAAAAUGUUGAUACAAAAAUUAUAUUGAGAUGGAGCGAAACUUACGAAAAAGUACAAUUUUUCGCAUGCUAAUCAACUUAAUUAAUUACAAUAAAACACUUUUUCUCCGAGGGUCCAUCUCUUAUAUUGGUUAUCCCUCGAAUUUUGAAGGCCUAUAGAGUAAUUUAAUUAAAAAUACACUUACAAUCGAUGAAAUACUACUUUUUAAAAGAGAGAGCGCGUGUAUGUAGCCUUUUCUCCUAUGUAACGACUUGUAAUGGAUUAAUUGAGGUUAUAUACCGUGUUAUAUAAAACAAACGUAUGUUUCUCACAGUGCAGCUCAAAGUUACAUUGAAUCGUCUGUAGCCUUUUGUCUAAAGUUAAGUGAGAGAGAUUGAAAGUUGAUAUUAUAUAAAAAAAAAAAAGAA
Neocloeon triangulifer is the source of this 3057-nucleotide messenger RNA. RefSeq lists its product as uncharacterized. NCBI's taxonomy places the organism in Eukaryota, Metazoa, Arthropoda, Insecta, Ephemeroptera, Baetidae. The record is from RefSeq and is a predicted model, not a curated record. Bases 386 to 1225 code for a protein of 279 amino acids. The transcript is spliced from 5 exons.